CAUAGAAAGGUCACUGGAAAUAAGGAUAGCCUGGAUUUCAUCCUGGAAUCCGAAUACAACCAUCAUAAACAUUUUUUGAAAAAUAAAAAUGAAAUCUGUCUACAGAGAAGAACACUUGACAUCACUGAUGGCAACACCUCUGACCAAUUGGAUAAAGCUUUCAAAAACUCGAACGUUAAAAUUUUGGCGCCAAAUCAUCCUCUAAGAAUUAUAUGCAGUGCUAAUAAAAGAAGUCCUCACAGCUCUAAGACCGUCAUAUCCAGCCACCACACUCAAACUACCAACAAUGGAUUUGCACGUAAACCAGACGGUGGAUUCUAUAACUCAUAA
This is a messenger RNA of Helobdella robusta, 330 nucleotides long. RefSeq lists its product as hypothetical. The record is from RefSeq and is a predicted model, not a curated record. The transcript is spliced from 3 exons. NCBI's taxonomy places the organism in Eukaryota, Metazoa, Annelida, Clitellata, Rhynchobdellida, Glossiphoniidae. The annotation marks the transcript as partial.